Molecule: messenger RNA, 1724 nt
Organism: Durotheca rogersii
Lineage: Eukaryota; Fungi; Ascomycota; Sordariomycetes; Xylariales; Xylariaceae
Exons: 4
Coding region: 111-1631 (506 amino acids)
Molecular function (GO): protein binding
Source: RefSeq, a predicted model, not a curated record
UGAUCAAGUCGAGCGCAGAACCCUUCGUCUCUUCCCUACCACACUUGAAACUAGCCGCAGUGCUGAAAGAUCCUACUCUCUGUUUUUCCAUCUUUCUUUUCGCCUCCACAAUGGAUAUCCACCAAGAAAUUCGAGAGGAUUCCCUCACGGACUCUAAACUGAACGACUAUCUCGUUGCCGGCAAUGACAUCAACAUGCAAGAUAUCAAGACUGGAUUUACACCGCUUGCCACGGCUGCAAAGUCUGGCCGGGUUCGAGUCGCGAAGUUGCUACUUGAACACGGGGCAAACCCCAAUCAGAAGACAAAAUAUGGUUGCACCCCACUCUACUUCGCAGCCGAUGCUCGGACGGACCGCGAAGGGAUCGUCCGGCUUCUCCUCGACAGCCGUGCUUCCGUAGACCUGACGGACCCCGCAUGUCAUAACGAGACGCCGCUUAUGGCAGCCAUUUCCAAAGCCCGCGACUACAAGGUCGUCAAAAUGCUACUCGAUGCGGGCGCGUCUCUGGAGGCCACAAACAACAAAAACAAGACGGCAAGGUCAAUGGGUGAGCAGUCGGAUAUCCCCCUGAUCCGGGAGGCCGUCGCGCAUCCGUACCAGCUGAGUUACGGCCAAUCCGAAUGGCUCGAAACUAUCAUCAAGCUCAUCCUAUUCAUCCUGGCUUACAUUGGUCGUUGGUUCGUCGAUGGUACCAAGGGGGUUGUAGCCGCGCUAUAUGGCGUGCGUGAAGCCACGGAGCCGGAUGAGAACCUCGCUGACGAAAUCGGCAACCCCACCACUGCUGAACAGUUCAAGGAGAGCAUCAACACUUAUAUUAAAGACAAGAAACUUGACGAUUUCUUCGAUUCAGGGGACAGAUACCUUCAUGACCUGGCCGAGAAAGCGUUGGAGCUUGAGAAGGACCCCAGAAACCAUUUUACAGAGCCGGACGAGAUCAAGAGUCUCGUCCAGCUAGCCCUCUUCCAGCCGAUAUUUUACUGCGAUGAUAGCGGAUCCAUGAAUGCACGACUUUUUGACCCGCCCAAAUCAAUGAACGGGAUGGACGCGCAGAGGGAGUUGGUGAAAAGAAUGGCCCGCGUUGCAACGCGUCUGGUGCCAGAUAACACUGGUGCCCACCUGCGUUUCAUCAACAGAACCGAAGGGGACCUCGACGACCUCGGGAGCCACGCGCUCGAGCAAAGGAUGCUUUUCAUGCCGAGGCGAACAGAUUUGACUAAUAUCGGCACCGAGCUCGAGGCCAAGAUCCUCAAGCCACUUGUAUACGACGUCAUUGAGCGUGACGGUAGACUCAAGCGACCGAUCUUAGUCUUGAUCAUCACGGACGGACAGCCGUUCCCAGAACCCCUGGACACCCUCAAGAGGGCCAUCCUUGAAUGCGGCCAGAGGUUGUCCCGGUUCGGGUACCAGAACGAAGCCGUCACGUUCCUCAUCAGCCAAGUCGGCAACGAUCCCCGAGCUGACCAGUUCCUCGAUUUGCUGGAGGGUGACCCGGAGCUCGACCGCGUCCUCUACCGUACGGCAGGCCGCCUACACGAGAAAUAUGAGAGUCUCGGAACGAACCAGAAGGAUAUCGAACGAUGGCUCCUUCACAUCUUAGCGCAGCCGAUCCUCGGCCUACGUAGCGCCAAUUAACGGUACCUUGGGGACAUGUGGUCUUGGAGCAAGAGGAUGGUAACUGUGAGAUUGCUCGAUUGGGUAUUGCGUGCGUGUAUUUUUGGCGCGACG